Aspergillus sclerotioniger CBS 115572 is the source of this 3167-nucleotide messenger RNA. Its product is annotated as chloride channel protein. Gene Ontology annotation, molecular function: voltage-gated chloride channel activity. Gene Ontology annotation, cellular component: early endosome; Golgi apparatus; membrane. Gene Ontology annotation, biological process: chloride transport; transmembrane transport. The coding region runs from base 239 to 2974 and encodes 911 amino acids. Lineage: Eukaryota; Fungi; Ascomycota; Eurotiomycetes; Eurotiales; Aspergillaceae. The transcript has 4 exons. The record is from RefSeq and is a predicted model, not a curated record.
CCCCCUGAAUUGCGACUGCCGGGAAUUGUUUGGCUCCGGGUCCCCAUUUCGGGCAACUUCACCGCCAUCCGUCGCGUUGGAGAACCACCAAACUAGUCGGAGUCCCCACUGUUUGAUUCCUUGGACUUUAAAAGUCGUUGGAUAUGUCCGUUGCUGAGGGUGGUUCUUAUCUCCCCCUCUUCUUCUGCUGGCAAACAACAUUCAGCCCGAAGCAGCUCCUGCUUCAAUAGUCUCCGAAAUGCCUCGUUCAAUACCCCCUAAUCUCCACGGCGCUCUCCCCGAAGCCGAACUUGCAACCGGCGGGCCCGACAGUCGACGGACUGUCUCGCGAACGGCGCCCCCCUCCCCGUCCGCCGUCAGACGAACCCACAGCCUUCUUUCCGAAGUGCAAAUCGCCCAUGAAUCAUCGGGACCGGCUGUGGAGGUUAGUGAAACGACAAGUCUUCUAGCGAAACCUCAUGACGAUCGACGAGGGGUACCACGGCGCUCAUAUACCAAUCUCUCUGGAAAUUCGGGGUCGGAUUUCAACUUCAAACCCACGUUAAUGACCGGAAGCAUCCGUCGGUCUCGACAUCAUAGCCGUGCUAAUUCUCAGGCGAUACGCUUUAGUCGACGUGGCAGCAUCGAUACGGAGCAGGUGGAGAGCCUCGCUGCAUCUGUCAAAGAUGGCAUAACCGCUUCGUUUAUGGAUGAGCGAAGCUGGUAUGAUCAGUUCACUUCCACUGACUGGGUCCAUGACAGCAUCGCCGAUGGGGCUCGUCUUCGGGAAUUGCGCAAGCGGAAGGAUAUUCGCGGUCGCCUACUGUCAUGGUUGGAUGGCUCCCAGGGCUGGGUUCUGGUUGCAUUGAUUGGCUGCAUUACUGCUGCUAUAGCUUAUUCGGUAGAUGUGACCGAAGGAUUCAUCUAUGACGUGAAGGAAGGCUUUUGCACUACGCAUUGGUUCCACAACCGUCAGAGCUGCUGCACCAGUGGUUCGAAUUGCCCUGCGUGGUGGUCGUGGUCUGAGAUCUUCAACUCAGAGUCGGACAACCACUGGGUGAACUACGGCAUGUUUAUCUUCUGGGUGGUACUUCUUGCCGUCAUCUCGUGCUACCUGACACUGCUCACGAAGACAGUCGUUCCGUCUUCAGUGUCGUUGACGACAUUGGAUGAAAACCUCGGUGCUGCUUCGUCGCGGGGUACUAAAGGGAACAAUGCGACCAGUAACUCUCCUGGAUCUGCCUCCAGCCAGCAAGCGCUCAGCUCAUCAAUCCCCACGCGUCCCGCCAUGGUUUACUAUCCUGCAGCCGGAAGUGGAGUGGCCGAAGUCAAGGUCAUUAACAGUGGCUUUGUUCUGCAUGGAUACCUGGGCUUCAAGACUCUGCUGAUCAAGACCAUUGCUCUAGUUUUUAGCGUCUCGUCGGGCCUAAGUCUGGGGAAAGAAGGCCCCUACGUGCACAUUGCGACAUGCGUGGGGAAUAUUUGCUGUCGAAUCUUCUCCAAGUAUAACCACAACGAUGGCAAAAGACGUGAAGUGCUGAGUGCAAGUGCUGCGGGUGGUGUGGCGGUAGCAUUUGGUGCACCUAUCGGUGGCGUCCUCUUUAGUUUGGAGGAAGUUAGCUACUAUUUCCCCUCCAAAACCUUGUUCCGCACGUUCUUCUGCUGUAUUGCAGCAGCUUUAUCUUUGAAAUUUCUCAACCCUUACGGUACGGGCAAGAUUGUCUUGUUCCAGGUCCGAUACCUGGGUGACUGGGAAAUGUUCGAGAUGGCUAUUUUUAUUCUCCUAGGUGUUCUUGGCGGAGCGCUUGGCGCUCUUUUCAUCAAAGCCUCGAACCUUUGGGCGCGUUCGUUCCGACGAAUUGGGGUCAUUAAACGCUGGCCAAUGCUCGAGGUUGUUCUCGUUGCUCUUUUGACCGGGUUGGUUAGUUUUUGGAACCGGUACACUAAGCUGCCCGUCUCCGAGCUCAUGUUUGAGUUGGCUAGCCCUUGCGAUCACGAGUCGUCUUCGCCGACUGGUUUGUGUCCAGGUGAAGAUGGAAUCGGGGAGAUCAUCCGUUACCUACUGGUGGCCUUUGUCAUCAAGAGUCUUCUGACGGUGGUUACCUUCGGUAUCAAGGUGCCAUGUGGUAUCUAUGUUCCGUCCAUGGUGGUCGGUGGUCUCCUGGGCCGGAUUGUUGGGCAUGCGGCGCAGUAUUUGGUGUUGAAGUAUCCCACCUCUUUUCUUUUUGGAUCAUCCUGUCCCGCUACCGCCGGCAUGGAAUCGUGCGUGACUCCCGGAGUAUAUGCCAUGGUCGCGGCGGGCGCGACCAUGUGUGGUGUGACACGCUUGUCGGUUACACUGGCUGUCAUUCUGUUUGAGCUGACCGGCAGUCUGGAUCAUGUGCUGCCGUUCUCCGUGGCCGUCUUAUGUGCCAAGUGGACUGCUGACGCCAUCGAACCUCGUAGCAUCUAUGAUAUGUUGACCGAUAUGAACUCCUACCCGUUCCUGGACAGCAAACUCCAGCCGGUGUCAGAUGCCCAGCUUGGAGAUCUUGUUCGGCCCGUUCGAUCCAGUCGCAUCAUUGAUAUUUCGGGCUCAUCCUUUGUGCCCGCAAGAGAGCUACGUUCGAAGCUCCAGAACCUGCUCAUGGCGGGCGAACUUGACGGUGGUCUUCCGAUCCUCCGGCACGGCAUUCUUACCGGGCUGAUUCCCGCACCUGAGCUCGAGUAUGCAUUGGACAACCUGGCGGAUGAGGAGAAUACGCUCUGUCUGAUGACUCUGGACACCUCUUCGGCUGUCUCUGAUAGCGAGGAUGAAGGCCAAACUGGCCGCGCCGACUUUGGUCGAUACAUUGAUCCGUCGCCUAUUGCCCUCGACAUCCAUUCACCUAUCGACCUUGUAUAUCAAUGCUUUGCCAAGUUGGGGCUGCGCUACUUGUGUGUUUCUCACGAUGGCCAAUAUGCGGGCUUAGUACAUAAGAAAGCUUUCGUGAAGUAUAUGAAGGAGCUUGAGUGAUGACAUGCAUUGUGGAGUGUUUGCUUCUUACGACAUGUGUUCCGAAAUUGUUUAGUACCUGUGUUAUUCUUCUGUUCUUCUGACCAGUUGAACCAGUCUGCAUCCGAUGCCAAGUGCACGAUACUCCAUGAGCUUGUAUAUUAGCGAGUUGGUUUGCAGUUUUGAUAUUGUUUUUGAUUGUUAUUUCAGCGAG